CUUCAGAGUCUUCAGAGAUCACGGCACAUUGCAACCCGCUGUUCUAACGCAUUGUGAUUAAGCAAACGAUACUAAUACACACACAGUCGGUCCGAGCUCCACUUCACUGGCAGUCCCUCUGCAUCACUUCACUCACAACAAUGUCGUUCGUCCUCUCAGCCGUCCUCGUCGGACAUGACUCAGACGUGAAAGCAGUCAUCGCACCGACCGCCAACAAGGUCGUCACGGCAUCCCGCGACACGUCCGUCAUCUCCUGGUCCCAAAGCGACUCGCACCCUUUCCAGCCCGAGUCGGUGUUCAAGGGACACUCGCACUUUGUAAAUGCUUUGGCUUUCAUUCCGCCUUCUGUAGAGCAUCCCGAAGGGCUGGUUGUAAGUGGGGGCUCGGAUAAGACGAUACAGGUGUUCGACCCACGCCAAUCCAGCAAGGCGAUAUUCUCAUUGGUGGGGCAUUCCAAUAACAUCUGCGCACUCACUGUUGCACCGAAUGGGGAUAUCAUUUCGGGGUCUUGGGAUUUCACGGCGAAGGUGUGGAGAAACUAUGAGUGCGUGACGACCGUGCAGCAUCAGCAGUCGGUGUGGGGCGUGUUGGGGUUGGCGGACGGAACGUACCUCACAGCGUCGGCGGACAAAUCCAUCAAGAGAUGGCAAGGAGAGAAGUGUUUGAAGACGUAUGCCGGACACACCGAUGCCGUGAGAGGCCUCGCAUUGCUGUCGGAGUCCAGUUUCGUGUCUUGUUCGAAUGACGCUACAUUGCGGAUAUGGUCGAUAGAUGGCGAAUGCAUCGGAGAGCUGAACGGUCACGACUCCUUUGUGUACACUGUCGCGGUACUACCGUCUGGUGAAAUCGUGUCAGGUGGAGAGGAUCGCUCGGUCAGAGUCUGGAAAGGGUCGGAAUGCAUUCAGACGAUCCUUCACCCAACGCCCUCGGUCUGGAGUGUGGCUGCGCUCCCGAAUGGAGACAUUGUCAGUGGAGCCAGUGAUCACUUGGCUCGAGUCUUUACGAGAGCGAAGGAGCGACAAGCCGCAGCCGAGAUUUUGAAGUCCUACGAGGACACCCUAGCAAGCCAGGCCAUCCCAUCGAAUCAGGUUGGGGAUGUGGAUAAGAGCAAACUGCCGGGGCUUGAUGCCUUGAACAAGCAAGGGACGAAAGACGGUCAAGUGAUCAUGAUCAACUUCGGAGGCUCAAUCGAAGCGCACCAAUGGAGCGACGCAGACGCGAAAUGGAGCAAAGUGGGAGAAGUUGUUGAUGCCAAGGAGGGGAAGAAAACGUUUGAGGGAAAAGAUUACGAUUAUGUCUUUGACGUCGAUUUGGGGGAUGGUGCGCCGGCUUUGAAGUUGCCGUACAAUGUUUCCGACAAUCCAUACCAGGCGGCGCAACAAUUCAUAUGGCGGUACGAGCUUCCACAGGAUUAUCUGGACCAAGUAGCGAACUUUAUACAGACAAAUGCUCGUGCGCCGGUGUUGGGAGCGGCCGCGCCUGCGUCGGCGUACCAGGAUCCAUUCACAGGCGGUUCGCGAUAUGUUCCCGGAGGAGCUGUUGCAUCGCAAGCACCCACCUCUACUGCGCCACCGCCGAAACCAACUUCUGCAUCAACAAGGUUCAUUCCUCACGAGGAAUUCAUCUUCUUCAAAGCAGCCAAAACAAGCGCCAUCGCGAGCAAAAUCAUACAACUCAACGCUGAGCUCGCGAAAUCGAUGGAUUUCGGUCCAGCGGCUCUCCAAACGUCGGAGGAGAAGAUCGUCGAGACACUCCUCGAGGGAUUGAACAAACCGGCUACAUUCAAGAGCAACCCUACGGAAGCAAAUUUCGACAUCAUCCUCCGGGUGGCCACCCAGUGGCCAGCAGCAUCGCGCUUUCCAGGCAUUGACGCCCUCCGUUUGAUUGUCCUCCACUCCGCCCUUCCAUUCAAGAAACACGACCUGGUAGCCUACCUCAACGCACUGGCAGGCUUUGCGGACGUCAAGCCAAAUACGGGAUUAGGCGGCAAAACGGGGGAGACCAACGCAAUGUUGACGCUCAGGUUUUUGGCUAAUGUGUUUGCAACGGAGGAGGGGCGGAAUUUCGCAUGGAAGCAGAAGGGAGAGAUCAUUGAGUUGAUCAAGUAUGUUCCGUCGGUGACGGAGAACACGAACGUCCAUGUGGCGCUGGCCACCGUAUACUUGAAUUACGCCGUAUUGCUCAAGAAGACGAGCGCGAAUGACGAGUUUGGCGUAGAGCUCUUACAUCACAUCAUCGAGUUCCUCAAAACAGAAACAGACGGAGAAAGCGAGUUCCGAGCUCUCGUCGCCAUCGGCACCCUAGUCCAUCAAAACAGCGACAUCAAAGAAGCCGCGAACGUCAUGGGAGCGCGCGAGAUCCUCCGUCGCGCUACGCGAACGACGGGCGCGAACGAGUCGCAGCUUCGUCAGGUUGAAAGGGAGUUAGAGGCGCUUUUGAAGUAGGCUGUCUUUUUGCAUCAUCUGUACACUAGGGGUAUUUACGAUGGCGUGUCACAUAGUCGUUGAGGGAUGGGAGUAGGGGUUAUAUAUGUACAUAUGUAAAUGCAUAUUGAAUGGUUCAUACACCAUGUCCUUAGUCAAACCCACAUUUUGAAGAACCAAAAACACCGCGUUUUCUUGGGCCUCAACGCGGGAUGAUUGUUUCCUGGGGUGAUGAGAUGAUCCCGUGUCAGAGCUCUACUCGCCACGUCGGCACACUCCUGCGAAU
This is a messenger RNA of Fimicolochytrium jonesii, 2709 nucleotides long. RefSeq names its product WD40-repeat-containing domain protein. The record is from RefSeq and is a predicted model, not a curated record. Bases 141 to 2444 code for a protein of 767 amino acids. The transcript has 19 exons. Gene Ontology annotation, cellular component: nucleus; cytoplasm. Lineage: Eukaryota; Fungi; Chytridiomycota; Chytridiomycetes; Spizellomycetales; Powellomycetaceae. Gene Ontology annotation, molecular function: ubiquitin binding. Gene Ontology annotation, biological process: proteasome-mediated ubiquitin-dependent protein catabolic process; ubiquitin recycling.